Trichoplusia ni (cabbage looper) is the source of this 982-nucleotide messenger RNA. Its product is annotated as ATP synthase subunit s, mitochondrial. NCBI's taxonomy places the organism in Eukaryota, Metazoa, Arthropoda, Insecta, Lepidoptera, Noctuidae. The transcript is spliced from 4 exons. The record is from RefSeq and is a predicted model, not a curated record. Bases 120 to 731 code for a protein of 203 amino acids.
UGACAGUUAAUAAUUUACAUAACCUCGAGAUUUCAAAGCCAAACAUGUCAAAGUUGUUUUUAUAUGAAACCGGAGUUUAGAUUUCACACAGUUACGUUCUUAAAAUAUAAUUAAUUAAGAUGUUGCAUACACUACGUUAUAAAUCUUUUGGUGUAGUAACUCCGAAAACUUUCAUCCCGAGAAAUAACCAAGUAAGAUGUUUUUGGGAGUACGUCAACAUGAUGUUCAAUAAACCGGACACGGAUCGCAUUAAAAAAUUUGGCCCAGAUCGUGCGUGUGCUGAAUGGGUGCUAAGAAACGGUGGCAAAAUUGUCUGGGUCAAUGGAUCAACAAUAAGGGAUUAUAAUUUAUUGCCACCGGAAUCAUUAGGUGUUCCUAAAGUAUUGGAAAUUGAUGGGUCAGACUCUUCCAUAUCACAUUAUGGAUUUCCUCACUUAAUGGGAUGUACAAAGUUGACAAAAAUUACUCUCCACAAUGAUGACUACAUUGAUGACAGAGCUAUAAAAGGCCUUGCCUAUGGAAAAAGCACCUUAACACAUGUUCAAGUGUCCAAGUGUGUCAAUGUUACUGAUGCUGGAUUGAAAGAAAUAAAGGCACUUAGGAAGCUACAACACUUAGUUCUUUAUGGGUUGAUAAGUGUAGAAAACAUGGAAGAAUGUAAACUGGUCAUUCAGGCACAUUUACCUAAGUGCAAAAUCGAAGAUGGUGGAGUAAAAGAGAAAAUUAAAUGAGUACUAUGUAUGUAGAUCAAAAAUAAUCACAAAAUAAUAAUAUUUAAUUUGCUUCUCAAUAAUAAUUAGUGAGCAGAAUUACAAAAAUAUCAUAAUUUAACUAAACUAAACACUACUUAGAUAUCAAUACUAACAAUACAAAACAAUCAUGUCUAUACAGCAAAUUAUCUUGCAAGUGGAGUAUAUUAAUCAAUUGAAAAUAGAAACAGUUUUAAUGAAAUCAAUUUGUCAGAUGCCAAUUAAAAACUAUC